Molecule: messenger RNA, 3883 nt
Organism: Dreissena polymorpha
Lineage: Eukaryota; Metazoa; Mollusca; Bivalvia; Myida; Dreissenidae
Product: rab3 GTPase-activating protein non-catalytic subunit-like
Exons: 30
Coding region: 1-3876 (1291 amino acids)
Biological process (GO): regulation of GTPase activity
Source: RefSeq, a predicted model, not a curated record
AUGUAUGAAUAUGCUAUUGGCAGUGAGUUUGUGACCUCCCUGCUUUGCUUGCCGCUGGCCUCUCAGAAGAUGAGUACCCAAGGGGCCCCAGACUGGACAUGUGUCCUUGUAGGGCUGUCGUCGGGUUUCGUGAGAAUAUACACAGAGACGGGAGCUUUACUUUUGUCUCAAAAGUUGCACACAGAACCUGUUCAGCGACUUAAGUGUAAUACCUACACUCCCAGGCGUUACCUUGGCAUUGCAGAACAGCAUGAGGAGCUGCUGAUCCUGUAUGUGACUGCCCUGGUGACUAUAGAUGGCUUCAGUCUGUACCAGGCCCUCAAAGCCUGUAGAAAUCAGGUGGCCAGAGCAACCGCAAGUGGUGAGGCUAGCCUUCAGCCACCUCCCUUGGCCUACAAGAAGUGGGCCCCACAGGACAUGGAGACUAUAGUGGACAUGCACACCACAGGAGUUCACACUCCCAAUCCGUUUGAUCAGAUGGUUCUGGCCUCCAUUGUGUCCCACAAGAACAGUAUACGUCCCGCCCCACCCGCUGCCUCUGUGUACCUUUUGGCCGGCAUAGGGCCUUACACUGGCUUCUUCUAUGCCAUAGAGGGAAGCGCCCAACCUAUUCUGUCUGAAGUAGCCUUUGCUGUAGCCAGUAAACUAAAGUCAGCUAUCAUGUCUGCUGCAAGUGGAUGGUUGAGUUUUGGGUCAAAAGGCAAGUCAGAGACUAGCGGUGAAAAACAACCAAAAAUAGAACCAGCUACACCUUUACCACUGAGAUUUGGUUUACCGGACCAGCGCCGCGAGGGUCUCUGUGUCAGCCUGUCACCUAACAACACAUACGCUGUCACCACAGACAGCUUUGGCAGGGUCAUACUCAUUGACAUCGCUCAGGGAAUAGCCAUAAGGAUGUGGAAAGGUUACCGUGACGCCACUGUGGGCUGGGUCGAGGUCAAGGAGGAGGAAGAGUCCCACUCUCAUGUCAGGCAGUGUCGCAGUGCACAGUUCCUGGUUAUAUAUGCAUCCAGGAGGGGCAUUCUGGAGAUAUGGCUUGCUGGUAAUGGCCCUCGUGUGGCAGCAUUCAACGUGAGCAAGCACUGCCAGCUGGUGUCCAUAUCUCACGGCAUACUCGGUCUUAACAAUGUCACCAGUAAAGGGGUCCGCAUCAAGGCCUUCCAGGUGGCCCUUCUCGACCCUGCAGGUACUCUGAAGACUGUCCAGGUUCCCUUCCAUCUGGCACUCAGUGACAAAAACAACAAAAGAGUAAGAGACAUGCAUCUUCUUAAAAGAUUGAAGGAAAUACUUAGAGAAAACAAAGAGGAAUCAGAAUCACUGGCUGCCCAAGUUCAGGAUUUGUUGCUGAAUAUUAAGAUAUGCAGUAUAGCCCAACAGGGUGUCGACAAGAUUCUUUCCACACCAUAUCUGAGUGCCAAGUUCAUGUUGGGCAUUCUAGCAGCAAUUGUUCAGAGACUCAAAAAUAUAGGCAAGUUGCUUUUUAACCAGAGACUCAAAAAUAUAGGAGAAAAUCAUCGAGACAUUGAGCGUCGCCUGUUUCUGCAGUACUGUCAGCUACAGGAGCGACUCAUACAGACGUACAUAGAGUUGUCUACCCUUCAGUCCACCACACAGGCUGUAGAGCAGCACACACAAACUCUGUCCACACUUCUUGGUCUGAGCGACAGUGAGGUGGAGCACAUGAUGGCCCAGGCCAUUCGUUACCAUGGCAUCCCAGCGGCCAGUCGGGGUGGAGCUCGAGUCACAUUUAAGGAAGACGGUGUGACCAAUGUGGCUGACUUUCUGUUCUGCUUUGCGUGCACCCCACAUGCAGGGGAGAGUGCCACAUCUGGGCCUGGAACUGUGGCUCUGGCUAAAGACUUGACUGAUGAAAAGACGCUUCAAUUAGGGCGGCUGAUGUUUGAGCCAUGUCUAAAGUAUCAGACGUCUGCCACUGAUCUGUUCACUGCCAUUAGAAACUGCCUGGUGCCUACAGAAGAUUUGGCGAGUUUGCUUGUGUGCUCCUGGUUGCAAGAUAAUACAAGAACUGCCAGCCAGGUCCCUGGAUUAUUCUACAUGCUAAAACUCAUGGUUUCUAGUCUAGAUGGGAAAGAUUUGUCUUCCAACCCUGGAGAGGAAUCUCAUCGAUGGCAGAGCUUGCAUCACCUAUGUUGUCAGACAACAAAGUGCCUGUCUGCUUACCUGGCUGCCAUAGUUACCAAGUCAGUUGUCAUGGAUACCUGGGGCUUGAUGCCAAAGAAACCUGAUAAACCAUUGUCUGAUGAUGCAGCAAAAGAUCCUGAUGCCGAUACCAUGAGUAUCUGCUCAGAAACCUUGCCGUCCCCCGUGUUGGAAAGCUCUCCACUGACAGCGAGCGCAGAGGGAGGCAUGAAGACUCCCGCUGAUGUGGAAGCCUGGACUUUACUUGCUCAGCAACUGGGGGAUUUGUUGUGUAUAGACUGCUUUCUGAAGUUGUCUCCCCCUGGUCAUAAACAGGUUGUGAACCUGACGGAGGAGAUAAAAGUCAGUGUACUCACUGUGCUUGAAGGAGGCAAAGGUUGUAUCAGUGAGGUGGUUGCUAGGCAUAUUGCGAGGGUAGGUUUCCAGCCCCAGGACCUAUACCGGCCACUUCAAGAAGAGGCUUGCAGGGAAGCUGGGAGUCAUUUGAACGUUUCUAGUCAGGAAAUAGUCUGGGACCAAAUGGAGUUGUUGAAGAGACGUUUCCCCCAUAGCCUGGAGAAUGACGUUUUGUUUAGUAACAGCAGUUGGGAGUAUGCUGUCCUCUGGAAUAAAGUGCCUGAGGAAGUCAACAAUCUAAAGCAAGCCCUUGAUUUCCUACGCCUAGUACAGAAUGCUAUGCUCAGACAAGGUGUGUGCAGUAUGAUGUGGCACAUGUUCAUAGCAAAGAGGUUUCAAGCCAUAGGUCAGCUGAUGGAAAAGGUAGGGAAAGUACCAAAAGAUCGUCUCUGUAGAAAGGAAAUUGGCAUAAGCGAAACAAGAUUAGGUACCUUUGUGUCCCAGAUCUGUGACUUUUUCACCAUUAUCAUGGAUGCCAACUGUGAGACCAAUGAAGUGCCUGUGUUCAACCUUGAGCCCUCAUGGACUGGGGUCAAAGGAAGCGUGUCUCUGGUAGAGCUGGCAAUAGACCAAAAGUCAACCAAUUAUGGGUUGUUGACUGUGUAUAACCAGCUGUCUACAAUUAUACAUGCUGUGGUUACUUUCAACAUCAAACAAGUCAAAGUACUCUCGCUGUUUGAUACUAAGGGUAGACACGCACUGAGUCAGGAGCUGCAUGCACAUCCCCUGCUGCCUACAACCAGCGUGGACUCCAGUGUGGCUGCCCUACGAAAGCAGUUCUUUACAAGGGUGAUCACCGAGUCAGUGAAGAAGAUGCGAGAGUUUUGUCCCCUGAGCUCUUCUGACAAUGCUGGUUCCCCACCCAGUGUGUCUGUCAGCAAGCUGAGGUCAAGUGAGGCUGGACGCUGGCCGGGCACCAUCCUUGACCUUGCUGACCAGUUUGGCCUUGACCUAGAUCAGCUCAAGCAGCACCAGGUGUGUGAGCUCUACUCUGCUGGCUUUGACAAGCUCGCUGAAGAGGUGCUGGUGACCGUGAAUGACCGCCAGUCCCUGGGUGCCCAGCUGCUGACCAUAUGUGGACAGCGAGUGGCCUACAAGCUGGCUGGCAUGGACGCCCAGAUGAUGGUAGAUCUCAUGUCAAACGUCAACCCUGCCCUAUCCACCUGGCUCAAAGCUAUGAAUGCUGGCUUGCUUCUUCAAGCUGAUGUAGAGACAUCUUAUAUACAGAACCUAAUUCACCAGACUUUAAUUCACCUGUCCGAGGACCACCCACUUCAUGGCAUUGCCCAGGCAUUAGAAUCUCUCUCCCAUGUUUUGUGAUUGGGAC